Melanotaenia boesemani (Boeseman's rainbowfish) is the source of this 827-nucleotide messenger RNA. RefSeq names its product chromosome 3 C1orf74 homolog (gene c3h1orf74). Bases 1 to 792 code for a protein of 263 amino acids. The transcript has a single exon. Lineage: Eukaryota; Metazoa; Chordata; Actinopteri; Atheriniformes; Melanotaeniidae. The record is from RefSeq and is a predicted model, not a curated record.
AUGUCGACUCAGGAGCUCUUUGUAGCUGCAGCUCGUAAAUAUCUGCAUGCUGGUAGAAAAUCUCUCUCUGUUCCUCAGUGUCUGGAACUUGCUGCUCAGGUCUCAGCCGUUGAUGUGGGUUUGAAGCCUGCUCUUCUGUACGACAGUAAUGGCGCUUGUGCAGCACAGGUGCAGCAAUAUUUGAGCUCCUUGCAGUCUCUCCAGCUUGUGUCUAAAUCACUUGUUACUUUGGAUUUGAGUGGAAACAGUCUAAUUAUUAAUGCUGGUGCUGUAAGAUCAAAUCUAGAGCAGGUGCUUCAUGAUGAGUGUGUGGCUGUGAUCAAUGUCUGCCACUUCCUGGAGAAGCCCAUCAUCACUGACUCACAGAGAGGAAAACUGAAGAGUAUGACACAAGAACUGCUGCUUCAUCUGGAAGGAUUCCUACAACUCGAGGAGGCCAAGGAACCUCUUUGUGUUUGGGACAAAUCUGAGGAGUGGAACCUGUGCACAGUGUUUGGCUUUUUACUAGGUUAUCCUGUCACAUACUGGUUUGAUCAGAACAAGAGCUUUGAAAACUGUCUGUCUAUGACUCCCCUGACAGUGUUUAUGGCUUCAGCAACAUGGCAGGUAGACGGUACAGGUCACAGAUGUUGUCUGUACUCCUUCAGUGUUCCAGCUGCUCUGCAGCAGGAGACGCAGUCCAAGCUGGAGAACUGGCAGCUCUGUCUGCAAGAGAGAUUUGAGCAGCAACAUGUCCUGAAGGACCUUAGUAUCAGUCAGUCCUCAGUUACUCUGCCCUCGGUCUGUUUGUGAUGCUGAUUGUCUUUGAAAUAAAAUGUUAUGGAACA